This is a messenger RNA of Cornus florida, 2048 nucleotides long. RefSeq names its product E3 ubiquitin-protein ligase RZFP34-like. Lineage: Eukaryota; Viridiplantae; Streptophyta; Magnoliopsida; Cornales; Cornaceae. Gene Ontology annotation, biological process: protein ubiquitination; ubiquitin-dependent protein catabolic process. The record is from RefSeq and is a predicted model, not a curated record. The transcript is spliced from 14 exons. Gene Ontology annotation, cellular component: nucleus. Gene Ontology annotation, molecular function: ubiquitin protein ligase activity; zinc ion binding. The coding region runs from base 454 to 1320 and encodes 288 amino acids.
ACGUACUUAAUAGCAAUAUCAAUCUCUGACCGUCUUAUUAACGCCGUUUUUGCCGCCACCCACCGACCCGGAGUCAUAAAAACCGAAAAAAGCUUGUGAUCGAGUGACUAUUCUCAGUUCUUACUCAGCUCAAUAUAUGAUUAUAUAAAACGCACAUGAAAUAUAUAUAUAUAUAUAUAUAUACUCCUAUGCAGAACACGCACACACAUAAACAAAUAUAUCGAUACUGUGAGUAUAAUAAGAUAAGGUGCAGUGUCUAACGAUAAAGAAGAAAGCAUCGGUUUUCGUGACCGUUAAAAUCGCCUUGGUAGGUUGCGCUUCUCAAGCUUGGUCGGCCAACGCUGGCGUGUCGCCUCGUCAUGUGCACAAAAAACGAGGGUGAUGAGUGAAUGAGAGAGUAAUAUUUGAGGUUACUAAAAGAAGGUAUAUAUUUAUAUCAGCAAUCAGAAGGGAAUGGAGAGCGGUUUCAAGAGCCAGAUGACUUCUCAUGGAUCAGAAGAUGUGUCUCUCAUGGAAAUGGGAUCUGGGCAUUUUGGGUGUUCACAUUACAGAAGGAGGUGCAAGAUUAUAGCCCCUUGUUGUGAUGAGAUAUUCGACUGCAGGCAUUGCCACAACGAAUCAAAGAAUUCACUAGAAGUUGAUCCCCUCAGUAGGCAUGACAUUCCUCGUCAUGAAUUGAAAAGGGUCAUCUGCUCGUUGUGUAACACAGAACAAGAUGUUCGACAAAAGUGUAUUUGUUGUGGGGUUUGCAUGGGGAAGUAUUAUUGUUCGAAAUGCAAGUUCUUUGAUGACGAUGUUUCAAAGAAGCAAUAUCACUGUGAUAAAUGUGGAAUUUGCAGAACUGGAGGGGAAGACAAUUUUUUUCAUUGUAAUAGAUGCGGAUGCUGCUAUUCAAGGUUGUUGAAGGAUUCACACAUUUGCGUGGAAAGAGCUAUGCAUCAUAACUGCCCUGUUUGUUUUGAGUAUAUUUUUGAUACAACCAGGGACAUUACUGUCUUGCCAUGUGGGCACACUAUUCAUUUGGAAUGUGUUAAGCAGAUGGAGCAACAUUUCCAGUAUUCAUGCCCUGUUUGCUCAAAAUCGUACUGUGAUAUGUCCCGUGUGUGGCAAAGCCUUGAUCAGGAGGUUGCUUCAACAACCAUGCCUCAAAUAUACCAAAAUAAGAUGGUUUGGAUCCUCUGUAAUGACUGUGGGGAAACAUCUGAGGUAAAUUUUCACAUUGUGGCACACAAGUGCCUAAAAUGCAACUCCUACAAUACGAGGCAGACACAAGGUGGACCUGCCUCAUGCUCAUCGGGAAUCACACAGAUGGUGAGAUGAUUGGGUUCUUUCCCAAUACUUCCGAAAGACUUUCUAAUUCGCGGUAGCUUGUUUUUGACAAGCAGUAGUGCAUUACCAAGCGGGGAAUUUUAUUGGCACAAGGAGCAGGAAGGGAUGGAAGAUCCAUUCCUUCAUUCUGUUCUGAUUGCGUUAGGAAUCUCACUUGAUUACUCAUUCUUGGGCUCUCAUCUGUAUUCCCAUUACUACUAGAUACAAGCUAGGCUAAUUAUUGUCUGGAAGAACACAAGUCCACUGUACUAUGCUUAGAUUGAUUGGUAUGAAAUUGGAAAUUUGUUUUUCCUCAGAAAUGUGUCACUUUUUGAUGGUCUUGAGACAGAUUUUGAUGUUUGGCUUCAUGGUUUUCUUGAAACAAAUUUAGGUUAUCCAGGAGACAAAUUCAACCAUGAACAAUGCACAGGCUGCACAGCACUAGUGUAGCUUGUUCUCCAGGUUGACGGACUGUUAGUUUUGGGGAUAUUGUCCUUGAAACAGCUUGAGGUUGUGGCUCGAAUUUUGUUUCGGCAUUGACCCGGUUAUGACCCGAAAGAACCCGCUCUCUUGCGGGUUGAGGACCAGGGCUACUCUUGUAACAGAGUCUAUAAGGGUAUUAAAAAGGAUUUGUGGUAUGGUUUGAUAGAACAAGGGUUUGGGAGUUGAAACUUGUAAUAUUGAAACUUGUAAUAUCUUAUUUUUGGCAUAGUAAAGUCCUUCACUGUACUUCAUCCCAA